CUCUCUCUCUGUUUUGUAUGAGCAAAACAGCCCUCUAAGAUUUUAAACAUGAUAACAAACGUGUGGUAAUUAUUCACGUGCAGAAAGACCCGUGCAAUUAGCCUCAUCUCAACAGGAUCCCCAGGACAUCCCUCACUCUAGAGCUAUCGGUGUUCAUAAAAAAAUUCAAUAAAUAAAUAAAUAAAGUGAAAAAGACUAAUCAGUGGAAAAUGCCGUGUUGGUACUAUGAUAAAAAAGAGUUACGACACACACCCUCGAUACAGGAUGGAAUUGAUUACGAGACUGAAUGUCGAUACAGAAAGGAAGGUGCUAGAUUUAUCAUCGACACGGGUACCAAACUCGAGCUUGGAUACAACACGAUGGCAACUGGAGUCGUGUAUUUUCACAGAUUCUACAUGUUUCAUUCAUUCAAACAAUUUCCACGUUAUGUCACUGCCUGCUGCUGUCUAUUCCUCGCUGGAAAAGUCGAGGAGACACCCAAGAAGUGCAAGGACAUAAUCAAGACUGCAAAAACACUACUGACUGAACAAAAAUUUCUCACUUUUGGAGAAGAUCCGAAGGAAGAAGUCAUGACUCUCGAGAGAAUUCUACUACAGACUAUCAAAUUCGAUCUUCAGGUGGAGCAUCCUUACAGUUAUCUAUUGAAAUACGCAAAGUGUUUGAAAGGGGACAAGGCUAAACUCCAGAAAAUGGUCCAGAUGGCCUGGACAUUCGUAAACGACAGUUUAUGCACGACUCUUUCACUCCAAUGGGAGCCUGAGAUAAUAGCAGUAGCCCUAAUGUACUUGGCUGGAAAAUUGAGUAAAUUCGAAGUUGUCGAUUGGAACGGACGUCAACCGAAACACCUGAGGUGGUGGGACAUGUUCGUGGAAGACGUUACAAUGGACUUACUCGAAGAUAUCUGUCACCAAGUGCUAGAUCUCUACUCUCAAACCAACAACGCUAAAAUUCCCGACUCACCCCCUCUCAUCCCAUCGAACAAUCGAGGACCAGAAAAUCCCGUGAUCGUCCCUAAUAUUGAAUCCGCGUCGAGUACUCCAAACGUUGUCACCCCCUGCAAAAUUCCGAAAAUCGAGUCAACAAUUCCCAUCGUCGCAGCAUCAUCAAACGGUUGUCUCCCAUCGGAGCCAAUGGACACGUCAAAACCUAUGGAUUUGCCGGGACACUUUCCCCCAUAUCCCGCGAGUUUUCCCCCAGCUGGUGCUUAUCAGGCUGUUUUCCCCCCCGCAAAUAUCUCAGUGCCCCCUCCACCCCCAGUGAAUCCAAUGAAUCACAUUGUUCCACCAAUUCGUCUAGGUCCUGCACCUCAAAUUCGCGCAAAUCCCCCAACCCCCAGUGCGCCACCCCCCGCCCCUUUUCCGCCAUACACCUAUCCCCCCAUGGUUCACUUCACACCAGGAAAUCCACCCCCCACAGGGGCACCUCCACCACCUCCACUGCCCAGUAAUCCACCCCGUAAUUACUAUCCCCCCCAGCCUUGAUACCUGAUCUCUUGUUUAUUACGUGAUUGUCGCGAAAUUCUGAGAAUUUUCAUUUUUGUUGCCAUUGCUAUGGGUGACUUAAUGGGAGUCAUAACGAAUUUUUCAAUUCAGUACCGAAAUUGUUAAGUCGAAUUCGACAGAAAAUUAAUCAAUUGAUUGUUUGAUAUUCCGUAAUCAUCGAUUUAUCUGGAGAACUGGGGGUUUGAGGGGGCAAUGGUGAGAGACUUAUUCGUUGGUUAUUAAAUUUUUGAGAAAAAGAACUUCUGAUAUUUUUUCCUAGAAUCGAUAUUUCUCCUAACAAAGAACGUCCUUCGCGAUUGGCAUAAUUUAAGAAUUCGAUUGUAUGGGGAAUUUAUCCUCGGGGAUUGCGUGGGUUAAUUUUAAUUAAUGAUCAUUGGAUGGGGGGAGUUGCAAAUGAAAUGUAAAUAGCUGAUCUUAUUUUUCACGAGUGUCAGAAUGAGAGGAAUUGUUUCAAGAGACCUUUGGCUCACUGAAUUUAUCAAGAUGUAUACAAAAUUGUAUAAGUGGAAUUGUAUAAAAAUUAAAUCUUUGAACUUACA
Molecule: messenger RNA, 2041 nt
Organism: Fopius arisanus
Lineage: Eukaryota; Metazoa; Arthropoda; Insecta; Hymenoptera; Braconidae
Product: cyclin-K
Exons: 5
Coding region: 210-1481 (423 amino acids)
Biological process (GO): positive regulation of DNA-templated transcription, elongation; regulation of transcription by RNA polymerase II
Cellular component (GO): nucleus; cyclin/CDK positive transcription elongation factor complex
Molecular function (GO): cyclin-dependent protein serine/threonine kinase activator activity
Source: RefSeq, a predicted model, not a curated record